Tachyglossus aculeatus (Australian echidna) is the source of this 3817-nucleotide messenger RNA. RefSeq names its product recombination activating 1 (gene RAG1). The transcript has 2 exons. Gene Ontology annotation, biological process: V(D)J recombination; pre-B cell allelic exclusion; adaptive immune response. Gene Ontology annotation, cellular component: DNA recombinase complex; nucleus; endodeoxyribonuclease complex. Gene Ontology annotation, molecular function: sequence-specific DNA binding; metal ion binding; ubiquitin protein ligase activity. The coding region runs from base 228 to 3368 and encodes 1046 amino acids. The record is from RefSeq and is a predicted model, not a curated record. Lineage: Eukaryota; Metazoa; Chordata; Mammalia; Monotremata; Tachyglossidae.
CUUCCCCAUCCCACUGGCCAAAUAAAUGCCAAUGGAAACCCUCUCAAUUCUACUCCUUUACUCUUACCCCUACACUCAGGUAUCUCUCCUCUUGGACCUACUGUUCCAGGUAACUGGUUCUUUCCCUCUACUGUGAGCCGAAGAUUGGGAAAGAUGAGUUUCCCUGGCACUUUCAGCACUUCAGAGAUUUCCCCGCCUCUGGUUUUGGAUACAGCAUCCUUACUGGCAUGGAAGUGCCCAUUCCCACCAGCUUGGGCCUCACUCCGGUGACUGGGGACAUCCCGUACAUCAAAUUUUCUGAAUGGAAAUUCAAGCUAUUCAAAGUGAGAUCUAUUGCAAAACCCUCCUCGGGAGAAGCCCAGCCAAGAAAUAAGGAGGACCCACCCCCCGAGAAGUCCAUGCUGGGGAACACUUCAGCUGUCUUGGAAGAUGCGAGCAGCGCAAUAAUGGACAAGCCAGCCAAGGCUCAGGCAGAACUCUGUUCUCUUCUGAAGGCCUCAGGAAAACCCACUGAGGAUGAGAAGGCAAGAGAAAUUGUAAGGCACCAGGCGAAGCUGCAGCAGCUCUGCCGUAUCUGCGGAGUUUCCUUUAAAACUGACCUCCACAAUAGGAAGCACCCAGUGCAUGGACCAGUGGAUGGGAAAACGCAAGCCCUCCUGAGAAAGAAGGAAAAGAAAGCUACUUCUUGGCCAGAACUGAUCUCCAAGGUCUUCAAGAUUGAUGUGAGAGGGGACCUGGACACAGUCCAUCCCACGCAGUUUUGCCACAACUGCUGGAGCAUCAUCCACAGGAAGUUUAGUAAUGCCCCAUGUGAGGUGUAUUUCCCAAGGAAUGCCACUAUGGCAUGGCACCCUCACACAUCAGCUUGUGACCUCUGCCACCCCACGCACCAGAGACUCAAGAGAAAAUGCUGCCAGGUGAACCAGCAGCUCAGCAAAAAACUCAAGACUGGGCCAACUCAGCCUAAGAAAUCCAGAUGGACAAAAGGCCAAGCUCGGAAUCCAAGUGGGCACCAGAGUCUGAUGAAGAAGAUUACCAACUGUAGUAACAUCCACCUGAGCACCAAGUGUCUGGCGGUGGACUAUCCAGCAGACUUUGUGAAGUCCAUUUCUUGCCAGAUUUGCAAGCACAUUCUGGCGGACCCGGUGGAAACCACUUGCAAGCAUUUAUUUUGCAGAACUUGCAUUUUUAAGUGCCUCAAAAUUAUAGGCAGCCACUGCCCCUCUUGCCAGUAUCCUUGCUUUCCUACUGACCUGGAAAGCCCAGUGAAAUCCUUUCUGAAUAUUUUGAACUCCCUGGUGGUGAGAUGUCCAGCUGAAGAAUGUGACGAGGAGGUGAGCCUGGAAAAAUACAACCAUCACGUUUCCAGCCAUAAAGAAACCAAAGAGACUUAUGUGCACAUCAACAAAGGUGGCCGGCCCCGCCAGCAUCUCCUGUCAUUGACCCGACGAGCUCAGAAGCACCGCCUGAGAGAGCUCAAGCUUCAGGUCAAAGCUUUUGCGGACAAAGAAGAGGGAGGAGACGUGAAGGCUGUGUGCCUGACCUUGUUCCUGUUGGCGCUGAGAGCUAGGAAUGAGCACAGGCAAGCCGAUGAAUUGGAAGCAAUUAUGCAAGGAAGGGGGUCAGGGCUUCAGCCAGCUGUUUGCCUCGCCAUACGUGUUAACACCUUCCUCAGCUGCAGCCAAUACCACAAGAUGUACAGGACUGUGAAAGCUAUUACUGGCAGGCAGAUCUUUCAGCCCUUACACUCCCUCCGCAGUGCCGAGAAGGUCCUCUUGCCAGGCUACCAUCCAUUCGAGUGGGAUCCACCCUUAAAAAAUGUCUCGGCUAACACCGAGGUGGGGAUCAUGGAUGGGCUCUCUGGACUGCCAGUCUCAGUGGACGACUAUCCCGUAGACACCAUUGCCAAAAGGUUCCGCUACGACACGGCCCUAGUCUCUGCCUUGAUGGAUAUGGAGGAAGAUAUCCUGGAGGGCAUGAAAUCCCAAGACCUCGAUGACUACCUAAGCGGCCCCUUCACCGUGGUGAUCAAAGAGUCUUGUGACGGGAUGGGAGAUGUGAGUGAGAAGCACGGGAGUGGGCCGGCAGUCCCUGAAAAAGCGGUUCGCUUUUCUUUCACCAUCAUGAAUAUCACUCUGGCUUACGAGCAAGAGAAUGUAAAGAUCUUUGAAGAGGCCAAGCCCAACUCAGAGCUGUGCUGUAAACCACUCUGUCUGAUGUUGGCUGACGAAUCGGAUCAUGAGACCCUGACAGCCAUCUUGAGCCCACUCAUAGCGGAGAGAGAGGCCAUGAAGGACAGCGAAUUGAAGCUGGAGAUGGGAGGCAUCCUGAGGACCUUCAGAUUCAUCUUUAGGGGCACCGGCUAUGAUGAGAAACUUGUCCGGGAAGUGGAAGGUCUUGAGGCUUCUGGCUCAGUCUACAUUUGCACUCUCUGUGAUGCCACCCGCCUGGAAGCAUCUCAGAAUCUCGUCCUUCACUCCAUAACCCGGAGCCACGCUGAGAACCUGGAGCGCUAUGAAGUCUGGCGGUCCAAUCCCUUCCACGAGUCUGUGGAAGAACUGCGGGACAGGGUGAAAGGGGUUUCGGCAAAGCCGUUCAUUGAGACCGUUCCUUCCAUAGAUGCGCUCCACUGUGAUAUCGGCAAUGCGGCCGAGUUCUAUAAGAUUUUCCAGCUGGAGAUUGGGGAGGCAUAUAAGAACCCCAAUGCGUCCAAAGAGGAAAGGAAAAGAUGGCAGGCCACCCUAGACAAACACCUCCGGAAGAAGAUGAAGCUGAAGCCGAUCAUGAGGAUGAACGGCAAUUUUGCUAGGAAGCUUAUGUCCAAAGAGACGGUUGAAGCAGUCUGUGAAUUGGUUCACUGUGAAGAGAGGCAUGAAGCCCUGAGGGAGCUGAUGGACCUUUAUCUGAAGAUGAAACCAGUGUGGCGCUCAUCCUGCCCCGCCAAGGAGUGCCCAGAGUCUCUGUGCCAGUACAGUUUCAACUCACAGCGCUUUGCCGAGCUCCUGUCUACCAAGUUUAAGUACAGAUAUGAGGGCAAAAUCACUAAUUACUUUCACAAAACUCUGGCUCACGUUCCUGAGAUCAUAGAGCGGGAUGGUUCCAUUGGGGCCUGGGCUAGUGAGGGGAAUGAGUCAGGGAACAAACUGUUCAGGCGUUUCCGAAAAAUGAAUGCCAGGCAGUCUAAGUGCUACGAGAUGGAGGAUGUUUUGAAGCAUCACUGGUUAUAUACUUCUAAAUACCUGCAAAAGUUCAUGAAUGCCCAUAAUGCCUUGAAAAGCCAAGGCUUCACUAUCAACCCAGAAUCAGGUUUCGAGGGCUCCCUUGUCUUGGAGGAUUCUCUGGAACCCCUAGAUUCAAUGGAACUCUAAAUGGAGAAACCUGCUGAGAGGUGAUUUUGCAAAUCAAUCUCCCUGUGGGUUGCAGUGAGGUUUAGCACAGUCUGGGGAGCUUUGACCUUUGGGUGUCAGAGGUAAUCCCCACCCAGGAGAAGGGCUUGGUAGGUACUGGAAGCAUGGAUGGUGGAGGCCAAGGAACCAUUAAGUAUUGUUGGUUCUAAUUGGCAGACCACUAGAGAGCUCAGAAAAGGAAAGGAGGGAAUUGCUUUUUGAGGACUCGGUAGUUCAAGAUUCAAACUACAGGGAGUCAAGGUAAUAGACAAGACGUAUGUAUGCAUGGCAUGAGGGUGAAACCUAGAGGUUGUGAGAAAGCUUCCUAAGCAGAUUAUCUUGAUUUGCAUCAUUAUGAUUUAUUAACCAUUCUAAAAAUGAUAUUAUAUGCUGUUUUUAACCAUCUAUUUUUCUUACAUUUCCUUUUUUGA